This is a messenger RNA of Rhagoletis pomonella (apple maggot), 834 nucleotides long. RefSeq lists its product as uncharacterized. Bases 1 to 834 code for a protein of 277 amino acids. The record is from RefSeq and is a predicted model, not a curated record. The transcript has a single exon. Lineage: Eukaryota; Metazoa; Arthropoda; Insecta; Diptera; Tephritidae.
AUGGGUGACGACGAACAGGAAAACACCCCGAAGUCAGACGUCUCGCAGCCACUCGCAAGUAUGGCAGAGGAACACGUUCGCGGAAAUGAUGCCAGCGAAGAAAUCGCCAACAUAACAGUAAAGCUACCGCCAUUUUGGCACGCAAACCCAAGCUUAUGGAUCGCACAAGUUGAAUCCCGUUUCAUUGCCGCUCGAAUCAAAAACGACGCGACAAAGCACCACACUGUCAUAGCCGCUAUCGAGAGCAACGUACUGGCACAAACCAGCGAUAUUAUUUUAAAUCCGCCAACAACCGACAUGUACGAAACCCUAAAAGCACACAUAGUAGAACGAUUCGCCGAAUCCGAACCAAGUCGAAUUAAAAAAUUGCUGCAAGAACUGGAACUAGGAGACAUGCGCCCAUCGCAACUGCUUAGGGAGAUGCGAAACCUCGCCGGCAACGCGAUGAACGACUCCAUGCUGAAAUCGGUGUGGCUUAAUCGACUCCCACCCGACGUACGAUCAAUAAUUUCCAUCAGUUCGGAACCAUUAGACAAAGUCGCAUGUUUAGCAGAUAAAAUCACGGAGGUUAGGGACGGCCCGCAAUGGCACGCGGUAUCGAAUGCAGUCAAUGCGGCACCUAACUACACCUUAGCACAGCAAAUCGAACAACUUUCGAAAGAGAUUACAAUUCUAAAAUCGCGCGUAUCUUCACAGUCACGCAACCGCAACAGGAGUUCGUCGCGCAACAGACCACGCACGCCUGAGUUGACUGCAGAAACAUGCUGGUACCAUUUUAAGUUCGGCGAUAACGCAAAAAAGUGCAGUCCACCGUGUACCAAGUUGUUAAACUAA